Molecule: messenger RNA, 3477 nt
Organism: Centropristis striata (black sea bass)
Lineage: Eukaryota; Metazoa; Chordata; Actinopteri; Perciformes; Serranidae
Gene: afap1l2
Product: actin filament associated protein 1-like 2
Exons: 20
Coding region: 169-2931 (920 amino acids)
Biological process (GO): regulation of interleukin-6 production; positive regulation of interleukin-8 production; inflammatory response
Cellular component (GO): cytosol
Molecular function (GO): SH3 domain binding; SH2 domain binding
Source: RefSeq, a predicted model, not a curated record
CCACUCACUCACUCACUCAGUGUGUAUUGUUGAAAACGGGAGCGUCGCUCUGCAUUCCGCAGCAUUUCUCUGUCCCAUCUCUCACAAACUUGUCAGCAAACUUUUUGGGGAUUGUUUGAUUUUAUGAGUGGAGGAUAGCGAGGGGCAAGAAGGUGAAACAGCGAGGGAAUGGAGAAGCACAAAGUGCUGGACCAGCUCCUGAUGGAGCUCCACCGCUUCCUGCUCAUCCUGGACAAGGAGACCCUGAGUGGGAACGCCACCAUCCAGAAGGGCUUGCUGUCCGAUCUCCUCCAGUCCUACAGAAGCUCCAAUGGUGCUGAUGAGGAGUAUAUCUACAUGAACAAAGUCAAUGUUACUGGGAAGGAAAAAGGAAGAAAAGAUGACAGAUCAGAUGCCCUGGUCAACGGAAAAGCAACAAAAUAUGUUCCCGUCCCACAGAAGAGCCUCCCCGACCUGCCGCCCCCCAGAGCAGGUGUGGUAGGUCGGGAGCCGUUCCCAUUACCUGCUGUCCCUGCUCCAGCCUGUAUAGACACUUCAGAGAGUUACUACGAGGAGGCUCAGCCGUAUGAGGAAACUUUCAAUGAUCUGGACUGUUUUGGCCUCCUCUCAGGGCCCUGGAUGCGAGUGCAGAGCUCUGACAGUGUGGUCUAUGCUGUUAUCAACAGGGACGAUGGGGAGGCAGUCAGCAGCUCGUACGAGUCCUACGAUGAGGAGGAAGUGACCAGAGGAAACCCACCGUCAGCGCAGCACCAGUGGCCGUCAGCGGAGGCGUCCAUCGAGCUCAUGAAGGACGCUCGGAUCUGUGCCUUCCUGUGGAGGAAGAAGUGGCUCGGUCAGUGGGCCAAACAGCUGUGUGUCAUCAAAGACCAUCGCCUGCUGUGCUAUAAGAGCUCCAAGGAGCAGACGCCACUGCUGGAUGUGAGUCUGCUGGGCUGCAGUGUGGUCUACAAGGAGAAGCAGCUGAAGAGGAAAGAGCACAAACUGAAGGUCAUUCCAGUAGGAGGGGAGGCCAUCGUGUUGGGCCUACAGAGCAAGGAGCAGACAGAGCAAUGGCUGAGGGUGAUUCAGGAGAUCAGUCCCAAGCUGACUGAAAACUGUGACUCCCACCACUCUGUGUCCGACUCUCCAAGGCUCAUUUGUACAAAGGGAGAGCUGAGUGACAGACACUCAGGGGCUUCAGAGAGCGGCAGCAGCACUGACAGCCAUGCUGAGACCCAUGAAAACAAAGAUGUGAAGAAAAAAAGCAGCGCAGGUUUGAAGUUCAGCAACCUCAUGAACAUCGGCAAGAAAAAGACCUCGUCGUUGGAGAGCCCAGAGAAAAGUGUGGACACCUCAGGCUAUCUGAACGUGUUGGUGAACAGCCAGUGGCGGACCUGCUGGUGUCUUAUAAAGAAUGGGCAGCUCUGGUUUUACCAGGACAAGGGCAAGAACAAAGUGAGCCAGCCAGCCGUGACCCUGGGGGGCUGCAGUGUUUUGCCCGACCCCAGCCCCGAGCACCUGUACUCCUUUAGGAUCCACAUGGACGGCACACAGCUGGCAACCCUAGAGGCUAAGACGUCUGCAGACAUGGGCCACUGGCUGGGUCUGCUGCUGUCACAGACGGGGAACAAGACAGACCCCGAGGAGCUGACGUACGACUAUGUCAACGCUGAAAGGAUCUCCAGCAUCGUCAAUGCUGCCAAGACUUCCUUAUACUUGAUGCAGAGGAGGUACUCCGAGCCAAACACCUACAUAGACACCCCACCCUCCAUCAGUCACAACUCUGAAGAACUGUAUGAUGAUGUGGCGUCUAUAGCUGAUCCAGAGGAUGCUGAAGAGAGCGGCCUGCCAGACAGUGAGGACAACAAUCCUCAGGAAGAUGAUGAAACAUGUGUAGAGGACACCAAGGACUCAGUGGAAACAGAACAGGACACUGAGGACAGGGUUUACCUGGACCUGGUCCCUGUACGCUCCUUCCUCCAUACAUCUUGUGGGGCUAAAUCCCCCUCUGCCAAAGACACUUCUUCCCCAGUGCCAGCAGAGGACCAGAUGGACUCUUCAUCUCAAAUUAAAGAGGUCAUUUCAACCAGCCGUACUGAGCCAGAUUCAACACCUGUGUUAAAUGGAACGAGUUCGACCUCUGUAACCAGCAAACCAGAACAAGAGCGAACCCCGACCCCGACCCCGACCCCAACUCCACGGCAGCCACAACCAGUCAAGACCUCAUCCCAAAGCCAGGAGACCCCCAAGAGGACCAGUGUGGGGAUCCCACAGGCCUUCGCCUCCCCCGGGGUGCAGGUGCAUAAAGGCCCGACGGUUUCUGCUGGGGUCCCUCACAGUCAACUGCCCCUGCGGCCCAAGGCACAUACCAUAGGGUCUCUUGGUUCAGUCGAAGGGAAACUGGGCAAGAACCGCACAGAGGCAGACAUGCUCCGCUACAUCGAUGAACGGGACUGUCUGGAGAGAGAGAGGGAGGAGGUGAGGAGCCGACUGGCCAACCUGAAGAAGGAGAGGAGGGAAACCAAAGAGGAGCUCAGCGCCUGCCAAGAUCCUAAGCAGCAGGCCUCAUUUGAAGCCCGUUUGAAGAUGAAGGAGGAGGCGUGUCGAGAGGCGGAGCGGAGCAGGGUGGAGGUGGAGCUACGACUGAUGGAAGUGAAGGAAAGUCUGAAGAAGGUGGAGGCAGGGCCUUUCACACUGGGAACCACACUGGACACCAGCCUCCAGGACACACCCACGCCUAAAGCAGCAACCCUGCCUGUUACACAGACAUCAACAACAUCAUCAUCAUCAAUGACAUCUUCGUCCCAACCCUGCAACAGCAGCGUCAGUGCAGACCCAGGCUCCCCGGUCAACUCUGCCUCUGCACUGAGAAACAGACCGGUCUCCAUCAUGGCCACCAAAGGAAAAGUCCUGCAGAAAGCUAAGGAAUGGGAGAAGAAAUCCACCACCUAGAAGGAAGCCUGAAUGCCCUUUGACCUCUCAAAUCCACAAGUUUCUCUUGGUCUGUUCUGCUGUCCACAACAGGAACCCCCAUGUUGCCAGAUCAAGUCAAAACAACAUCCUCCCUUCUCUCUCUGGACCCCUCAACCUCACUUCUUGCCAAGACUAUAAAGAGCCAAUCAGAGAGAUGCACUAGCUGUCUACUCAAACACCACUGGAUAAUCUCAGUUUCAAUGACUUUUGAAGUUGUUUUUCUCCAUUUUCUAAAGGGAGGACAUUGAUGUAGUAGUAUUUUGGCCAGUCUAACAAUUGUUCUUAAUGAUGAUGCACAAAUGGGAUGUUUCGACAUUGAAAACAGCCAAACAUUUGAAACCACUGAGACAAAAAGACGCCCUUCUACUAAAUUGGCCAAACUCUUGUACACUCUAGAUUGUAGCUUGGUUCAUAUAUGCUGGUAGCCAAGAUGUAAAUAUAUUUACACCAUUAUUCAGCCUCAUUUGGCUUGUAUUGCUAGCUAAAAUUGCACUUUUUAUUCAAAUAAAAAUAUACUGACAAGAA